UUAUGUUAUUAUGUUGUGUGUCUGUGUGUGUGUGUGUGCAGCGGUGGACAGACUGUGUCGUUGUGGUGCAGGCAGCAGGUCUGGUGUAUGGUUGCAGCUCUACAGGCCCAGUGCUGCUGCAGGUUGUCCGGUAGGGUGCCUGCCUGCAGAGCUACCAGCAUGCUGUUGAUGUCAGGAGGAGCAGAGAGGAGGGGAACGUGAGGAAUGGCUGAACACACUGUCGGUGUGCUCUCUCUCUCUCUCUCCUUGUCCUGUACGGAAACUAAACCCUGAUAGUCCGGUGUGUCUAACUGAACGGAUCAGCCUAGUUACUUAGCGACGCAUUUAGCAGGCGGUGUUUCUUGCUUAUUUUAUUUAAUGGGACAACGAAAACGCAAAAAAAAAACGCAAGGUAGGCUACCGCUCCUGUCGCCAGCCCUGCUACUUUAUUUUCAUGGACUAAUACGACACACGGAGAGGAGUUAGAGGUUGAGAAAUGUUUCACGGAGAGGUACAACACUCGUCUUCUUCGAGGGUAACGUCUGGCUGUUGACGCUAGCUUCAACCGUCGUUAACGGUUACGUUUUAUCGGUUGAAAAAGCGACGGUUAGGCGACGGUUAGUUGACGGUUAGUUCUUCAUCUCUUCAUGCCUACCAACCGUCCAACCACAUGAGAGAAGAAGUCGACGUUAAUCUUCAUUAAACCACUAAAACCUUAUUUUUUAUCGCUUCCUUCCACCUGAAACCCGACGAGGAGGAGAAGAUGCGUGUGGAUUUGUUUUGGAUGUGUUUGUUGUGGUGUUUCCUUCGUCCCGGUGCCGCCGGUCAAGGGCAGCAGCAGCAGCAGCAGCAGCAGACGGCCGUGUGUUCGUCCUCAUGCAGCUGUGAUGAAGAUGGAGGUGCAGACUGCUCCGGGAGGGCUCUGACCACCGUCCCCACCGGGCUCCGGGCUUUCACCUACUACCUUGACCUGAGCAUGAACAACAUCACGGAGCUUCCAGCAUUUGUAUUCAAGAACUUCCCCUAUCUAGAAGAACUACGACUUGCGGGGAAUGACCUGUCAUUCAUCCACCCUGAAGCCCUGUCUGGACUUCAUCAGCUCAAAGUCCUGAUGCUCCAGAAUAAUCAACUGAAGACUGUACCCAGUGCAGCCCUGAAGAACCUUCAAUCUCUCCAGUCUCUUCGCCUUGAUGCGAACCACAUCACCACGGUUCCAGACGACAGUUUCGAAGGCCUUCAGCAGCUACGCCACCUCUGGUUGGAUGACAAUAACCUGACGGAGGUUCCCGUCAGUUCUCUGAGACACCAGACGAACCUUCAGGCUCUGACGUUGGCGCUCAACCGCAUCUCGUUCAUACCAGACAAUGCCUUCGCGAACCUCACCAGUCUAGUUGUGCUAGAUCUGAACUUCAACAACCUGAUGUUUUUUCCCAAAGCGAUAGAGGCCCUGCCCAAACUCAAGGAACUCGGGUUUCACAGCAACGAUAUUGCUUCCAUACCUGAAGGGGCCUUCCAUAACAACCCCCUGCUGCGAACCAUACAUCUCUAUGACAAUCCUCUGUCCUUCGUGGGCGCCUCGGCUUUCCAGAAUCUGUCUGACCUGCACUCCCUGAUGCUGCGUGGGGCCAGCAUGAUGCAGGACUUCCCCAUCCUUACGUGGACUAAUAACCUUGAGAGUCUGACUCUGUCAGGAACCCAGAUAUCGUCCAUCCCUGCUGAACUGUGUGAGGACCUCAAAUUGCUUCGGACGCUAGACCUGUCCUACAAUGAGAUCAAGGAGCUCCCGUCCCUCCAGGGCUGUGUCCGACUGCAGGAGAUAAGCUUUCAGCAUAACCAUAUUCAACAAAUUGACAGGGACACUUUCCAGGGUCUCUCUGCACUCCGUCUACUAGACCUGAGUAGAAAUGAAAUCCGAGUUAUCCACAGAGAUGCUUUCCUCUCCCUCACUGCACUCACCAACCUAGAUCUGAGUAUGAACUCUCUGACUGUGAUUCCAACAACUGGACUGAGCGCGCUCAGUCAGUUGAAACUCUCAGGGAACCCGCAGAUGAAAAAUGUGCUGACUGCAAAAAACCUGCCCAAACUCAGGUCCAUCUCUGUCCCGUACGCCUACCAGUGCUGUGCAUUCGUUGGAUGUGACUCAAUUACAAGUUCUUCUGAGGAAAAUGACGUAAAGAAAUCGACAGGUGGAGAGGAUGUGGAAAGAAUCUCAAUGAUUAUGCAUUGCUCUCCAUCACCAGGAGCCUUCAAGCCUUGUGAGCACUUGCUGGGUAACUGGAUGAUUCGUCUGACGGUCUGGUUCAUCUGUCUGGUGUCGCUGGUCUUCAACAGCCUCGUGCUGGUGGCCACCUUCUCCCCCACGCACCGAGCCACGGGCCAUUCCCACUCCCUUACUCCGUCGCUUUCCCCAGCUCGGCUGCUGAUGGGGCUACUGGCCCUGGCCAACCUGCUCACGGGCCUUUACGUCGGCGUGCUGACCGUGCUCGACGUCGCCACCUGGGGCUCGUUCGCCGAGUUUGGCGUGUGGUGGGAGAUGGGGCCCGGCUGUCAGGUCACGGGAGCUCUGGCAGUCUUCUCGUCAGAGUGGGCGGUCUUGUUACUCUCGCUGGCAGCCGUGGAGCGCAGCGUGGCUGUGCGGACGAUUCUCGGGAAGGUAAUGAUGUCACCCAGGAGGAACGGCGGCAGCCACCGCAGAUGCUGGAGAGGAGAUCGUACCUUUGGCCUUGCUGCCGGACUACUGGGGCUGCUGGCUGCUGCUGGAGCCUGCCUGCCUCUCCUGACCUCCAGCGACCAGUCUGCCUCUCCUCUCUGCCUGCCCUUCGCUGGCGGAGAGAGUCCAGCUCUGAGUGUCACAGUUGUUCUGGUGCUGCUCAACGCACUGGCGUACCUGUUCACUGCAGCGGUGUACACCCAGCUGUACUGCCACCUAGGCAGGGUGGAGCUGGCAGAUCCGGAGCAGACCGGUGCCCUGCGGCACGUAGCCUGGCUCAUCUUCACCAACUGCAUCUUCUUCUGCCCCGUGGCGGCUUUUUCCUUCGCCCCUCUCUUGACGGGCUCUACAGCCGGCGGCCCAGAGAUCGCCAAGUCCGUCACUCUCAUUUUCUUCCCGCUGCCUGCGUGCCUGAACCCAGUGCUGUAUGUGUUCUUCAGCCCGGCCUUCAGGGAGGACUGGCUGAGGCUACGCGGAGGAUUGACCAGGGAGGUGAAGGCCGGCGCCGAAAGUCACGGAGACGACGGCGGCGGUGGGUCGGAGCUCACAGACGGUGGCUCCUCCACCCACCUGGGCUUUGACUGCGGGAUGUACUCGCAGCUUUGUGGAGAGACAGUUGUAUGCGAGCAGUGCGAGGCUGCGCUGCAUGCCAGGACCUGCUCUUCUCCCUCGUCCUCCUCAGUCUGUAGACACUUGGUGAAGUCUCACAGCUGUCCCACCCUCCUGGCGGGAGCUGCAGUGUGCCAGCGUGCCGAAGGGUUUUGGGCAGACAGCGGCACACCCUCCGCUCAGUCCGAGUACGCGGACGAGGGGGACUCGUUUGUGUCGGACAGUUCGGACCAGGUUCAGGCCUGUGGCAGAGCCUGCUUCUGUCAGAGCAGAGGCCUUCCUCUGGUACACUACUCAUACAACAUACCUCGAGUCAAGGACUAAGGACGCCUCAGAAGCUCCAGUACGUCUGUGUGCACAGAUCUCUCUGUCAUGUGAAUUUAGAUGCUACAAGAAUAUAUAAACAAUUUUUAUAUCAAAACAACAAAAUGUGCCAACUACCCUGCUAAAAAGACUAUUCAGCAAGCACUUAUGUUUGUAAUUACUGUGGAAACAGAGAUGCAACCAAUCAUUUAAAGGGAACUUGGUAUGCUUAUGGAAACUUGGAGACCAUUUCUACGUGAGCUGAACUGAGCACAUCAUUUUAUAAACUGGUCAAGAAAGGAUCUCGCAAAGGAAGAUCUCGCCACCAGUGCCUGCCGCUUUGCUUUUUGAUUGGAUUUCACGAUGUUGCGAGCCUCAAUGUAUGUGUCAAAGACUUCUCUGUUUUACCUGUGCUUAUAAGCUUUUUUCAAUUUUAAUUGUUACACAUCUUGUCAAUUUUUAAAGCUUCUCCACAGCAACUGUUGAUUUUAUACUUUGAUUUUUUUUUUUUUUUUUUACAUAAAUGUAGCAAAUUGAAUAAUCAUCCUAGACUUUUCUGCGUGAAUGUAACUUUCAGGUGGUCUUCACCUGCCAGAGGGGGAUAAUGUAACGUCAGCAAUAACGUCUGCCCUGCCUGCCCGUGAUCGUAAUCUGAGAAUGGUAUCAGUAAAUGCCAGUCUGUAAUAAACAUGUCUUUGCUUUAAGUUA
Messenger RNA from Sebastes umbrosus (honeycomb rockfish), 4309 nucleotides. RefSeq names its product leucine-rich repeat containing G protein-coupled receptor 4 (gene lgr4). The record is from RefSeq and is a predicted model, not a curated record. Lineage: Eukaryota; Metazoa; Chordata; Actinopteri; Perciformes; Sebastidae. Bases 743 to 3622 code for a protein of 959 amino acids. The transcript is spliced from 17 exons. Gene Ontology annotation, biological process: G protein-coupled receptor signaling pathway. Gene Ontology annotation, cellular component: membrane. Gene Ontology annotation, molecular function: protein binding; G protein-coupled receptor activity.